Molecule: messenger RNA, 2890 nt
Organism: Rotaria sp. Silwood2
Lineage: Eukaryota; Metazoa; Rotifera; Eurotatoria; Philodinida; Philodinidae
Source: the annotation of a GenBank genome assembly
CCUGCGCGCCCGCCAGUCGCUGUGUCCCGGCCCCUCUGCUCCCCCCCGCGCCCAUCCCUCACACCCACCCCCACCCACACCCACACCCACACCCACCCACACCCACACCCCACACCCACACCCACCCACACCCACACCCCACAUCCUGAACGAAUGCAAUUCUGUAUAAAUAACUAGAGGAAUUACUUCGAUCAUUUGAUGAAAUAAACUGUUGAAUUAACUUGUUUCUGUGUUCUAUUUUCUCCUAAAUCUCAUUACUUUUGGCAUGCUCUGUGACUUUCUUUAUGACUUUAAAAUAUUUUCUCUACUCUUAGAAAUUCUCCUAUUAAGAUGCUCAUCAAAAUCAAAUAAUGAAAAACAACUAUACCGAAUCAAUUUUACCGUUGGUUUCCUCCAACUUGGUCGAGUAUCGUGUAACUCACACGAGUGCGUCGUUUGUCAAAUAAUUCUUUUCUUAUCUUUGCAUCGUGGCAAUAGUUCGAUCUCGUUUAGCCUUUGUUUUUAUUUUGUUUUUCUUUUUGAAUACUUUUUAUCUACGCACUCCUGUUGAGAGGACUGCACCUGGUGACAGUAAAAUGCAAUAAAAUAUUCAAGAUAAAGAGCACAAGAAGAUUAAUUGUCAACAAGAAAAAAAACCAUGUUUGCACAAAGAAUUUCAGUUCAUAGGAAGUAUAUGCGUCUAUAUAUAUUUCUAUACAAUAUGCAGUAGUUGACAUCGUUCAAUAACGAACAAUAAGUAAUAAAGAUGAAUAUUAAUAAGAACCUAUAAGAAAAUCUAUUUAUGGACAACUAGUAGAUUACGAUAAUUUUAAAAAUGGCUUCACAUUUUAUUGCAUUCCGAGAUAGAUGAGACUUACAUGAUUAUAAAUAUUAGACAACCUUUUUACAAGUUGAUAAGAAAAAGUGAUAAUUUUAAAUACAAUUGCUAGUUUUCAAAUUCAAUUCGUAUUUUAGAAGAUCUGACAUAUUCAUUUUUUUUCUUCAAUGAAAAAAAGAAAAUAUAUAAAAAACUGUUUCAUUAGAGUUUAUUUGAACUUGAACUGUGAAACAUUCUUAAUAUUAUGAGAAGAGCACGUCCAAAAAAUACUUGAUUCAUUUGCAACGUGAUCUUUGGAAGAACAACCAAUCUUUCAAGGUAUUUCAAAUUGAAUAUAAAGCUUGAAAUUAAGAGUAUGCUACACUGAACUUUGGUGGUUGUAAUGAAAAUUUUAUUAAGGGUAUAGUUAUGGGUAUAGAUGUUAGUCUUCUCAUCGCUCACAUGCUCUUUCUACUAAUGUAUACCUUCUUCUACAUGAAUUUAAUUAUAGUUUUCAUUUCAAUAUCAUACUCACUUUGAUGCCUCAUUGUCAAAGUUUUUCAUUUCUAUCAUCUUUUUCCGUAUUAUUUAUCUUGAAAAUUCCAAUGAGGAUGUACACUUUCAAGCCAUUAUUUGUAUCUCGUUGUGAUGAUGGAAAAUAUUAGUUUUAUGUCAAUGACGAACUUCACUAUCGAUUUUCAUCAUAAAGUUAAGCAUGACUGCUAAUGUUUUUCUUUAUUAGCAAUAUUCAUCCAUGACUAAAACAACAAGUCUUCGAUCAACAGUGCAUAUUUGUAAGACAUUGAAAGAAGGAUAAAACCUCUAGCUUACUUUACAUUAUUGGAAUUCCAAAUUGCAGUUCAAUAUAAUAUUGCUAUCUGCUUUUUAUAACAAAAUAAUAUUAUCAAUCGUAUUUCAGUUUUACAUCUGUGUCGCUUAAGAUGUGAACAAAAUAACAAUUACAAAUUUAAUAGAAAAUUAUUUUUAUUACAAAACGACGUAUUCUAGUAGAAAAAACUUCAAUAUCCGAAAUGAGAGAUUAAAAACUAAGUGCGAAAUGUGCUUGAAAAUCGGACACUAAUUCACCACAUACCUAUACUCUUAAACUCAGUUCAUCUUCUCUCACAUUGAAGUUAAAAAGUUCGAAGAUCCUCCAUACUUUAAAAACUAACGAUCUAUGUAUCGUUACGAUAGAAAAAAAAAGAGAUUUAUCUUUAUGUAUCUCUGCUGUAAAGACUGAGGUGUGAGUGUGCCUAUAUCUAUUCACAAUACUCACAGUCACAGCCACAGCCAUGCUCUCGUUCAAUUUAUUGAAGAUCAUGCAUCAUCAGUAAUGAUUUGUGUUUAAGAUGGUUGGGAUACAACUGCUCAACUCGUUUCAAUACGUGAAUUAUUACUUGAUCCAUAUUAUUGAACAUUUGAAGGAUUUCAAACAUUAAUUGAACGUGAAUGAUUUGCAUGUGAACAUAGUUUUUCACAUCGAUCAAAUCAAACAGCAACAAAUAAAAGUGGUUUUACACCAGUUUUUCUUCAAUUUCUUGAUCUUGUGGAUCAAGAUAUUAAUCAUAAGAUGUCAAAUAAUUCAAAUAAAAUCUUUUUAAGAUGUGAAAUCAAUAUGCAAGUGAAUUUGAAUUGAAACAAUAUUAUCUUCGUUUUCUUGCUUAUCAUCAUUUAUCAAGUCGUUUUAAAAAUAUUAUACUUGAUUGUGAUUGUGAUUGUGAACGUAAAAAAGAUCGUAAUUGGUAUGUUGAUACAACUCAUGAUUCAUUAACGAGUGAUACUAAUGAAUCAGCUGGAUUUUAUAAUUCUCUUUAUUCAUCAUCAAAUGAUAUUUGUGUUCUUCGUCCAUUAUAUAAAAAAUUUGCACUUGAUAUAUGGGAUUUUUAUUUAAGUGAUUGUCCAUAUAAUCUUGAUAUAGCUCUAGCUGUACAUGAAGAACAUUUAAAUGGUGCAGAAUUAAAACAACGUACAAAAUAGGGAAUACGAGUACUUCAACGUCGUGAUUGUUCGAACGUUUGCCGUCAAAAAUGUCGACGAAUUGGUAUUAGUGAAUCAUCGGAUUCUCAAAUUGUUGUUGAUUCAACUCGAUUGUAA